CAUUAGUUUAAUUUUUUUACCGGGACACGCAACAUGAGAACCUUCGCAGUACUUUUUGCCUGCAUUUUGGCAGUCAAUGCCGUUGACUUUAGCAAAGUCCGCCCCAUCGAGGAGCUUUUGGCAAUGCAUCCCGAAAGAUAUCCCUUGUUCAAUUCCUUUGGACGGGCACCAGCCAAUAGCCGUAUUGUUGGAGGACUUGAAGCUCGUGAGGGACAAUUCCCCUACCAAGCUGCUUUGUUUGUCAGCACCAGCCAAGGAACUUUCUUCUGUGGUGGUUCUCUCGUCAACAACGAUUACGUCUUAACCGCUGCUCACUGCGUUGAUAUUGCCGAUUCCGUCGAAGUUGUCUUGGGUGCCCAUAACAUCCGUGAAAACGAGCAAUCCCAAAAGAAAUUCGUCGUGCCAAAAGAAAACAUUAAAUUCCACGAAAACUGGAAUGCUAACCAAAUCCGUAACGAUAUUGCCAUCUUGAGAUUGCCUGAACGCGUUACCUUCAACGAACGCAUCCAAGCUAUUGAAUUGCCACGCCACAAGGACCGUGAAAACUCGUAUGCCCAAGAGCCAUGCACCACCAGUGGAUGGGGAAAGGAUAAGGAUUCUGCUUCCGGUGUCUCUCCCGUCCUCCGCUUCGUCGAAACCGAAAUCAUCACCAACUCUGGAUGCGGCAACUACUUCCCCGGCGUCAUCCAAUCCUCAAACAUCUGCGCCUCGGGCAAGGGAGGAAAGAGCUCAUGCAACGGUGACUCUGGCGGCCCAUUGACUGUCUUGGACAAAGGAACCACCAAACAAGUUGGUAUCGUCUCAUUCGGUAUUGCCUUCGGAUGCUCCAUUGGAUUCCCACAUGCCUACACUCGUGUCACCGAAUACUUGGGCUGGAUCGAAGCCAACUCGAACGUCGUAAUCGAAAACUAAUUUUUUAUUUCUUGAAACCAAA
Molecule: messenger RNA, 934 nt
Organism: Culicoides brevitarsis
Lineage: Eukaryota; Metazoa; Arthropoda; Insecta; Diptera; Ceratopogonidae
Product: brachyurin-like
Exons: 3
Coding region: 34-912 (292 amino acids)
Biological process (GO): proteolysis
Molecular function (GO): serine-type endopeptidase activity
Source: RefSeq, a predicted model, not a curated record